AUGGAGCCUGAUGAACCUAGAAAGAGGAAGGCCUCCUCCGAGGCAGCUUCCCCGCAUUCUCAACUUUCUAACAAGAAAGCCCGAACUCAGUCCCCGGAUAAGACGAAAAUGGACGAGGAGGAAGAUGGCCCGCCUAUCAAACCCGAACUACGCAUUGUUCCUUUCCCCGAAAAGCCUGCCGUGAUCGAAGAGCGUCAGGGCGAAAUUGAAUUCCGAGUAGUCAACAAUGACGAUGAACACGACAGCUUUGUCAUUCUUACUGGUCUGAAAUGUCUAUUCCAGAAGCAACUUCCCAAGAUGCCCAAGGACUACAUCGCUCGACUGGUUUAUGACCGAGCGCACUUAUCCAUUGCUAUUAUCAAACAUCCACUGGAGGUUGUCGGAGGGAUCACCUACCGACCUUUCAAUGAUCGUAAGUUUGCGGAGAUUGUGUUCUGUGCAAUUUCAUCGGAUCAACAAGUCAAGGGAUAUGGUGCUCACCUGAUGUCCCACCUUAAGGAUUACGUUAAAUCCACAUCCCCCAUCAUGCAUUUCCUCACAUAUGCCGAUAACUACGCUAUCGGAUAUUUUAAGAAGCAGGGUUUCACCAAGGAAAUUACGUUGGAUAAGACCAUUUGGAUGGGUUAUAUCAAGGAUUACGAGGGUGGCACCAUCAUGCAGUGCACUAUGAUUCCUAAGAUUCGGUACCUCGAAGUCGGUCGAAUGCUUGUCAAGCAAAAGGAGGCUGUGCAGGCGAAGAUUCGCGCAUUCAGUCUGUCCCAUGUUAUUCAUCAGCCUCCUAAGGAGUGGAAGAAUGGAGUGCGCAAGAUUGAUCCUCUUUCCAUUCCUGUCAUCCAGGAAUCUGGAUGGUCGCCCGAUAUGGACGAAAUGGCUCGUCAGCCACGCCAUGGACCUAACUAUAAUCAACUGCUUCAUCUUCUGAACGAAAUGCAGAAUCACACUUCAGCUUGGCCUUUCACGCAACCCGUCAACCGCGACGAGGUUCCCGACUAUUAUGAGGUGAUCAUGGAACCUAUGGACUUUUCCACAAUGGAGGAGAAGCAUGAAAACGACAUGUAUCCGACACCGCAAGAAUUUAUCAGGGAUGCUUCAUUGGUCUUCGACAAUUGCCGCCGAUACAACAACGAGACUACUGCAUACGCGAAGUGUGCAAACAAAGUCGAGAAGUAUAUGUUUCAACAGAUCCGGAACAUACCGGAGUGGUCGCAUUACGCAGAGAAUCAUUAA
Penicillium taxi is the source of this 1227-nucleotide messenger RNA. RefSeq names its product histone acetyltransferase GCN5 (gene gcnE). Bases 1 to 1227 code for a protein of 408 amino acids. Gene Ontology annotation, cellular component: histone acetyltransferase complex. The record is from RefSeq and is a predicted model, not a curated record. Gene Ontology annotation, biological process: positive regulation of transcription by RNA polymerase II; chromatin remodeling. NCBI's taxonomy places the organism in Eukaryota, Fungi, Ascomycota, Eurotiomycetes, Eurotiales, Aspergillaceae. The transcript has 6 exons. Gene Ontology annotation, molecular function: protein binding; histone H3 acetyltransferase activity.